CACGGGAGGUGUGGGCGGGGAUGGACGGCUCUGCCAACCUACCCUGCAACAUGACAUCUCCUCUGCCGGCUGACCCUGCACUCCUGGUACUCUGGUACAAGAACGGUAUCGACAAACCUAUUUACAGUUUUGACGUGAGGAGAGGUCCAGCCUCCCACUGGAAGAAUCCCAGCCACUUGGGUCAACGAGCUACCUUCCAUCCCACCACAGCCAGCCUUACAUUACAGAGGGUCGAGGAAGACGAUGAGGGAACCUAUCGUUGUAGGGUUGACUUCAGAGUCAACCCUACUCUUACCUUCACUACCAAUCUCAGUAUUAUUGUUCCCCCGCGACGUGUUGCAGUGUACACAGAGUUGGGUGUUGAAGCUCGCAACAUUGUCGGUCCCUACAGCGAGGGGGACACCUUGCGUCUCACCUGUCGGGCCACGGGGGGAUCGCCGCCCCCUACACUCACCUGGUGGGAGGGCCCGCUCCUUCUAGAUAUGACUCCGGAGGUGGAGACAUUGAAACAGGUGUCCAACACACUGGUGGUGCCUGUGCUGACCCGACGUGACCUACAUCGAAGGUUCACCUGUCAAGCUGCCAACUCCAACCUCACAGCUCCGCUCACAACCACCGUCACCCUGGAUAUGAACUUUCCACCGUUGUGGGUUCGUUUGUUGACGAGUCGAGAUCCCGUAAGCGUCGGCAGACAGUAUAUUGUUGUGUGUCAGGCUUCUGGCUCCAGGCCUCCUGCAACCAUUACGUGGCGUCUGGGCAACACAAGACUCACCACUCAUAGCGAUAAGCUGAGUGAUGAGGGUAACGUAACAACGAGUGAGCUGAAGUUUACACCUGAAGUUGGUGAUGGUGGUGAUGUGUUGUCGUGUCUGGCUCACUCCCCGGCACUCACUACACUGCCUCUCAUAGACGAGUGGCUCCUCCAGGUUUAUUACGUUCCUGUGGCAUCCCUGCACCCAGGACGGUCACUCAACCUCAGCAACAUAGAAGAGGGUGACGAUGUGUACUUCGAGUGCUCCAUCAAGGCCAAUCCCUGGGUCUACAAGAUUGUCUGGCUUCACGAGGGCCAGGAGCUACAACACAACGUGACUGCUGGAGUCAUCAUAAGCAACCAGAGCCUGGUGUUGCAGCGGGUGGGCAAGUCAGCCUCUGGCCGCUACUACUGCGUAGCUUCCAAUAUUGAGGGUGAUGGUCAGUCCAACCACAUCAAACUCAAGGUCAAAUAUGCACCUGUGUGUAGGACCCCUCAGAUGUCCUACCAUGGAGCUGCCAGGUAUGAGCAAGUUAACAUUCCAUGCUACCUGGACGCUUAUCCACCACCUGUCUCCUUUAAAUGGACUUUCAACAACAGUGGGGAGAGCGCUGACAUCCCCAAGGAGCACGUCCAGGCACUGGAGUCAGGAUCAACAGUCAGCUACACUCCUAACAAUGAGCUGGAUUAUGGCACUCUCCUGUGUUGGGCCACCAACGCUGUGGGACAACAACGACGACCUUGUGUCUUCCAUGUCUUCCCUGCUGGCAAACCUGACCCAGUACACAACUGUUCCAUGUACAACUUGUCAGUGGAGGUGGUUAACGUGCGGUGUGUUGCUGGCUUUGACGGAGGCCUCCCACAGACCUUCAUACUGGAGCUGUAUCAACCUCACACCAGCACUCUCCUGGCUAACACAACAAACACGGUGCCGACGUUUUCAGUGGGAGGUGUCCCAGCGGACGAGGCUCUCCUGGGAGUCGUGUUCUCCACUAAUGAUAAAGGCAGCAGCGAAAAGAUCAGUCUUCAGGUAUACACACUCAAAGAUAUCACUGAGAGACGCACCGCUGCGGUCAAGCCAUCGCCUACUCAUGGAAAGUCAUCAGCACAUCUCAGCUUGACGCCCAUCAUAGCGCUGGUGCUUGGGGCGGUGGGCGGCGUGUUGCUGGUGAUUAUCAUUAUCUGUGCCGUACUAAGGCUGCGCUCCUGCAGCAGGAGAAACAGAGGACUGUGCAGGCGAGGAAUGCUGCAGGAGGUUGUUCUUGCCAGUAAAGAUGACAUUUCCACCACUGCCUGCCACUCCAAGGUCCCAGCAGACACCCUCACUGACACCAUACAGAUACCUGCCAUCACUGACACCGUCCCACCACCACCAGCGUCUUCAAGACGCGCUGACGAGAACAACCCAGAUGUUAUUCCACAGUCUGGUGAGUACUUUUAA
Messenger RNA from Cherax quadricarinatus, 2192 nucleotides. Lineage: Eukaryota; Metazoa; Arthropoda; Malacostraca; Decapoda; Parastacidae. The record is from RefSeq and is a predicted model, not a curated record.